AUGUGCCGUUUACUGGAGACCAUCGGUGUCACCAACUUCACGGUUCUGCUGUGCAGCAACCUAAACUUGAAACGCUCAGCGACCGAGCUACAAGCGCUGUUCUCGGCAGCGGACUACGGCUGUCGCAUGGGCCUGCAAGAAAUCAAAUCCCUGCGUCAACUCGCUACGCAAGUGCGCUUUGUUGGACAGCUAGAAACAAUUCCAACGGAGCUGCAAGCGAAGCUGGCACAGAUUGAGUUCGCCACUGCCGGUGGCAUGGGAAAGUGCGAUGUCACCGUGUGCGCAGCAUACAGUAGCCGCCACGAAAUCACAAGAAUGGUAAAAGACUUUGCAUGCGCCGUGAGAGAAGGUCGCAUGCAUCUACAGGACAUUACAGUUGGGCUGAUAGAGGACUAUCUCACAAUGUUCGACGGCCCAGAUGCAGAGCUGUGGUAUCGCAGCGCUGGGGAGGUGCGUUUCAGCGACAUUCUUCUUCUACAAAACGGCUACUCCUACAGGCACGUAGAGAAGAAGCAGUGGCCGUCCGUCAAUCACUGGGACCUGUUGUUGUCCGUCAUACAGUUCCAAAACAACUGGCUCAUGAUCAGUGCGGUAAAGAAGAGACAUCGAAGGCUGCACACUUCGAUAGCGACCGGGCAGAUCCCUCUGGGAUACAUCGUCAGCAAACCUUCUUGAGACGCGUGGAAGCGAGGAGGAUCUCGUACACUGAAAAACUCUCCACAGGGGUGGAAAUGUGCAUGUAAGGCGAACAAUGGUGUGAUUUUAUAGAGGAAAUAAAGAUGUGACG
Molecule: messenger RNA, 787 nt
Organism: Rhipicephalus sanguineus (brown dog tick)
Lineage: Eukaryota; Metazoa; Arthropoda; Arachnida; Ixodida; Ixodidae
Product: dehydrodolichyl diphosphate synthase complex subunit Dhdds-like
Exons: 5
Coding region: 1-675 (224 amino acids)
Biological process (GO): polyprenol biosynthetic process
Cellular component (GO): dehydrodolichyl diphosphate synthase complex; endoplasmic reticulum
Molecular function (GO): ditrans,polycis-polyprenyl diphosphate synthase [(2E,6E)-farnesyl diphosphate specific] activity
Source: RefSeq, a predicted model, not a curated record